AUGGCCCACAGACCUUCUAAUCUUCUUGGAACGAAGACUGACAUAGAUCAGAACGAGGUACACCAAUUUUCUAUCGAUCAACAACACAGAAAUUCGAAAAGGACACAACGUAAGCGAAGGUGCCCAACAUGUUCGUGUGGCAGUUGCAAUGCGGCUGCGGAUUUCAAUGCCCUAGGGUUUAUGAACGCAAUUAGUGCUUUGUACGGGGGGAUUUCGAACGGGUUUACUGGCGGCUUGACCAUGUUCGGUGGAGUCGUAUCUGGUUAUGGCGGAAUGCUUCCUGGGUUCGGACCUCCAGGUGGAUUUAGUCAAGGUGGUGGAAAUCGCCAACAGAGGCCUUCACAAACCCGUGGUUCGAGUGUAUCCGCGGUGAAUUCAAUUGCCAGUAAAUCAUCUCCUGGUGCAGGUGGAUCUAAAGGCAAACCAGGAAGAUUUUCUCAGCUUCGGGAUGAAGAUAAUUCAACCCCAGAUUCAGAUACAUGGGGGUCUCUCAAAGGUACAAAAAAUACAUUACUCUCAAGUACGCCACCUUCGAAACAUGCAACUGGGGCGAGCUCAACAGUCACCAACCCAGUGUUUGAAUCACAUAGUUCUCAGGUUAGCACUUCACGAACAAACCCUGCCACACAGGUCACCAACGUCUUCAAUCAGGCGAUCUAUAACAUCACUAAUAUUGAGAACAAGCCGAACAUCAGUAUCAUCAAUAUCGAGAACAAACCAACUUUAAAUCUUACUAAUCUUCUGUAUCAGCAAAGCUUGAAUCUGGCGAAUGAAUCAAAUGAAAAUAACCUUGGUAUUGCAAAGGUAGACCGAUAUAGUGUCCGUGGAUCCGAUGUGUCAGUUAGUCCGAAUUCCACUGAUGUAGGCAAGUCGUCAACAGUUGAAGAUGAUGGAGGCAAAGACAAUGAUAUCACAAGCAACGCCACCCAAGCAGAUGGAGGAUGUCAUGAGUGUGCACAAAGCUUCGGCUUGUAA
Melampsora larici-populina 98AG31 is the source of this 975-nucleotide messenger RNA. RefSeq lists its product as uncharacterized. Lineage: Eukaryota; Fungi; Basidiomycota; Pucciniomycetes; Pucciniales; Melampsoraceae. The record is from RefSeq and is a predicted model, not a curated record. The transcript is spliced from 3 exons. Bases 1 to 975 code for a protein of 324 amino acids.